UCCACACCCACACAGAUUAAAUAUUCUCCCUUCUACUUUCUCUCAAGAGAGAGAUGGACGCAAGGAUUCGAAUGGUAAGAGCAGCCAUGAAAGGAGUACUCUUGGUCAUCUCUCUUGGGAUUCUUAUGAUGUGGGUCAUAAUGCCUACACAGACUUACCGGGAAAAAUGGCGUAUUAAAAUAAACCAAAAGGUCUAUUCCACGUACCUUGGCACCUCAGGCUCAAACAUUCUGAUUUGGACAUUUCCGAUGCUCUUCAUCUCCGUUUUGGGCUCUUUAUACCUCCAUUUGGGGAAGAAACUCACCAAGAAUGAUGUAUCUCAAAGUAGUGACGACGGCGAGGGUCAUCGGCGGGCAGUGACAUGGAAGAAGCCGGUUUUGGUGAAAGGUCCUGUAGGAAUCGUUACUGCCACAGAACUGGCGUUCUUGAUAAUGUUCACUGCUCUCCUUGUGUGGUCUUUAUCAACUGAACUCCGCAGGGGUUUUGCCAACAUCACACCAUUUGCACAACAAGGAGAAAGAACAUGGGUAGUAAAGUUGAAAAUAACAGCAUUCUAUCUGGGAAUAGUGGGGAACAUUUGUUUGGCAUUUCUUUUCUUCCCAGUGACUCGUGGAUCGUCAGUGCUGCCGCUGCUUGGACUCACGCCGGAGGGAAGCAUUAAGUACCAUAUAUGGUUGGGGCACAUGGUUAUGGCUCUCUUCACGGCUCAUGGCUUUGGUUACAUCCUUGUUUGGAGCAUCGAUCAUCAAUUUUCCGAGAUGAUACAAUGGAAAAUGACUGGGAUAUCCAACCUGGCUGGAGAGAUAUCUUUGUUGGGCGGACUAGGUCUCUGGAUCACAACGCUCCCUCGCAUCCGCAGAAAAGCCUUCGAGCUCUUCUUCUACACACAUUACCUCUACAUAAUAUUCGUCAUCUUCUUCAUCCUUCAUGUGGGAAUCAAUUACUCCUUCAUCAUGCUCCCUGGCUUUUACCUUUUCGUCAUCGACCGUUACUUAAGACUCUUACAGUCCCAACAGAAAGUUCGUUUAGUCUCUGCUCGAGUUUUACCAUGCAACACUCUUGAACUUAAUUUCUCCAAAAGCCCAGAUUUGAGCUAUAAUCCUACCAGCAUUUUCUUUGUAAACGUGCCUAGAAUUUCUGGGCUGCAAUGGCAUCCCUUCACAAUUUCUUCAAGCAGUAAUUUGGAGCCAGAUAGUAUAAGUGUGUUGAUCAAAACUGAAGGAAGUUGGUCAAGGAAGCUCUAUGACAUGGUUUCAUCUCCUUCCAUUGAUCGUCUUGAAAUCGCCCUUGAAGGACCUUAUGGACCUGCCUCAACUCAUUUCCUAAGGCAUGAUAAGCUGGUAAUGGUGAGCGGAGGCAGUGGAAUUACUCCCUUUAUAUCCAUAAUUCGGGAGCUCCUCCACCUGAGCAAAACAUCUAAAUGCAGGAUUCCUAAACUUGUGCUUAUAUGUGCCUUCAAGAAGUCAUCUGAUCUCACCUGGUUAGACCUCAUCAUGCCAAUUUCCGACACCACAUCUGGGCUUUCCAAUCUUCCGCUGCAGAUUGAAGCCUACAUAACUAGGGACAAAGCACGCUCAACAGAUAAUUCGAAGAAGGUUCAUUCCGUUUGGUUCAAGCCCCUACCAACAGACGAACCCGUUUCUGCCAUUCUGGGCCCCAACAGCUGGCUCUGGCUUGCCGCCAUAAUCUCAUCCUCGUUCAUCAUCUUCCUCAUCUUGAUUGGGAUCAUCACAAAAUACUACAUUUACCCAAUUGACAGGAACAAGAAUCUAUACAGUUACUUCGCAAAAGCUUCUCUUUAUAUGCUGUUUAUCUGUGCUUCCAUUACCGCAACAGCAAGUGCGGCAGUUUUUCUAAACAGGAGAAAGAUCAUGAGAGAAACAAGGCAGAUUCAGAACACGGAAGGACCAAUGCAAGCUGGGACACAGGAGAAAUGGUUCCAUAAUGCUAAUAGAGAACUGGAAAGUCUCCCACAACAAUAUAUUCUGGAUGCUACCAAUGUUCACUACGGAAAGAGACCUAACCUAAAGAAGAUUCUGCCUGAGUGUGAAGGAUCGAGUGUUGGAGUUCUUGUUUCUGGACCAACGAAGAUGAGACAUGAAGUGGCGACGAUCUGUUCAUCUGGGCUGCUCAAUAAUUUCCAUUUUGAGUCUAUCAGUUUCAACUGGUGAAAAGUGCUUUAAUAUUUCAGUAUAAAAUCAACAAUGGAAUGCAGAAUGACUGUAGAAUAAAGGGGAAACUUACAUUUUAGUUAAUUGUGGUGUCCGGUUAGCGUACUCAAUUUUAAAAUGUGUACAUAAUAUACUCGUGAUUUAAUG
This is a messenger RNA of Rubroshorea leprosula, 2318 nucleotides long. The record is from the annotation of a GenBank genome assembly. Lineage: Eukaryota; Viridiplantae; Streptophyta; Magnoliopsida; Malvales; Dipterocarpaceae.